CAUUAUUAUGUUUCACAGCUUCAUUCUUUGCGAUUUAAAGUUAACAUAGUGUAGUAGCACCCCCAAGCAUCAGCCUUGCACGGUUUUUUAAAGUUUUGUACUGGCAACAUUUAAAAAGAAAAAAGUUACCCCUUCCACUACUCCCACCUGGCGACGGUUGGAACCGCCAUUUUUACUUCAUUAUUCAUUCCCGUGCUCAAGCCUUCGCACGCGUACCUUCCACUUUAAACAUGGGGAAACGGAAGAAUGAAGAGGAUGAGAUUAGGAGAAAAAUUAAGAAGCUAGAAACCAAAUUGCUACGACGGACACGUGGCCGAUCAAGAAUUCUAUAUUCUUCAGAUUCUAGUGAAACAGACGGUAAGUACGACAUGAUAGUCGAUUCUGAAGCACGUCAAGAUCGAUGCUCGUCGCCGCGCGGCCACGUGGCCGCGCCGCCGCCGCCUCGCGCCGCAGCGUCGUCGCCAACACCAGCGCCAGACUCGCCGCAACAACCACCGCCUCAGCCCCCGACGCAACAAGAGCCGCCGCGACCAGCCUCUCCGCGCCCAGGCCCGUCGUCUGCUCCAGAUCUACCAGAAACUCAACCGCAGGUACUUUCGUCUUCCGCGCAGGAUCAAGAACUUGAUGACGACAUCUUGCUAAUGCUAGGCGAUGCUCCAAGACCAGAACUGGCGUUAGGCGACAGCAUACACAAGGACGUGGCCAGUAGAUGGCAUGAAAUCUUACUAAAAGGUUUACAAAAGGAGGUUAAAGAAAAACUUUUUCAAGAGUACCUCGUGCCCAGCAAUUGUGACCUCUUAGUUGCUCCUACUCUUAACGCUGAGGCUAAAGCGGCAUUAACAGUUAGUUCAAUAAAAAGAGAUCAUGCCAUAAUGGAAAAACAGAAGCAAUUAGGAAUUGCUCUGUCUGCUCUCGCGCAGGCCACGGAUUUAUUGCUUAAACCAGAUGCAUCUGCGCAAAAAAUCUUGAAACCAGUCAGCGAUGCUUGUCGUAUCUUGUGCGAUAGCCACUACUUAGAAACAAAAACACGUCGCUACUUCGUAGUUUCAUCAGUUAACACCGAUCUUAAAGAGACUCUUACUAAUACGGUUAGAGACGGUUUCCUUUUUGGAGAUAAUGUAACUGACAAAUUAAAAGCCGCUCAAUCUAUUCAAAAGUCUGGGGAAACAUUAAAACAUACACCAAAACCGUUUAACAAUCGUUUUAAUAAAAAUAAUUUUGUACUUAACAAAAAGUCGCAGAAAAACAAUUUAAACUUCAAACCCCUGCAUCAAAGGACGCAGAGCAAGCCCGAUGCAGGGCACUACCGGCCGCCGCCGCGCUCCAGCCGCCCGAGCGGCGCCCGCGCCCCGCGCCGCUCGAGCUCGCCGCGCCGCCGCAGCCACCGGAGCUACAGGAGAUAGCUGAACACGAGGUACGAUACGCAGGACGAUUACGAAACUAUACCCAUAAAUGGGCACAGAUCACUUCGGAUCCUACGAUCCUUCAAUGGACCCAAGGGUAUAGGAUUCCUUUUACUUCUGUGCCUACCAGAAGAGAUUGUCCUGCUGUUUAUUCCAAGACAAGAUCGGAGCGAUCUGACUAUGAAAAAGCUAUCAAUAAGCUUUUAGAAAUUAAUGCCAUUUCAAUGUGUGAACAUGAUCCCGACGAAUUCAUUUCUAGUAUUUUUCUGGUACCUAAACCAAAUGGCGAAAAAAGGUUCAUUCUAAAUUUAAAAUGCCUCAACAAGUUUAUCAAAACACGCCAUUUUAAAAUGGAAGAUUAUAGAA
Molecule: messenger RNA, 1769 nt
Organism: Cydia strobilella
Lineage: Eukaryota; Metazoa; Arthropoda; Insecta; Lepidoptera; Tortricidae
Exons: 2
Coding region: 231-1403 (390 amino acids)
Source: RefSeq, a predicted model, not a curated record